AUGCCCCUUACAACCGCCUUUUCCCUUUCCACUCUCACACCUCCAAUCCAUCAACUGCCAGUCUCGCCUCCCAUCACCCUCAUACUCGCCUUCCUCGCCUACCUUCUCCUCGUCUCCACUCUUCGCUUGCAGCGCGCGCGCAAUCUUUACCGCGACUACCCACAGUAUGCAAACCGUGCAUCUAUGUCCCAAAUGACCGUCCAUGAUGCAUGGGCCAUACAAAAGAACAUAAUGCAACUCGAGUUCCCUACGACUGCAGUGAAAGCCCUUCAGUUUGCACUCUUUCGGACAUACGGCAUCCCGACCAUCUCUUCCCUACUUCUGCAUACUUCCCAACUUUCAGACCCCGCCACCUCCUUCAAGCGCUAUGCAGAUACGGGUGCCCUUAUCGGUCAGUUCGUGACAUGCCCUCCUACUUCCUCUCGUGCGCGCACUGCCAUUGCCCGAACCAAAUUCCUACACUCCGGAUACCGUGCCAGCGGUAGAAUCCUCGAGUCUGACAUGCUCUAUACUCUGAGCCUAUUUGCCACAGAACCCAUCCGCUUUGUGGAGCGGUUCGAGUGGAGGGCAAUGACGGAGUUGGAACAGUGUGCUAUUGGAACUUACUGGAAAAGCCUGGGAGAUGCGUUGGAUAUCAGCUAUCAUGCGUUACCGUCGGGAAAAAGCGGGUUCAGAGAUGGCCUGCAUUUCUUGGAAGAGCUCCGGCAGUGGAGUGACCAUUAUGAAGAAGAGAACAUGAGACCCGACCACCGGAACAGACUGGUCGCGAACAAGACGAUGGAUGUCAUUGUUUACGGAUUUCCCGAGUGGGUGAGAGGCGUCGCCGUCGGCUUCGCCACCUGUGUGAUGGACAAUAGAUUGCGGGAAGCAAUGAUGUACGAGGCGCCACCCAUGUGGUAUCGGAGGAUUUUUAUGGGGCUAGUAGCCCUACGGAAGUAUUUUCUGCGAUACUUUGGGCUUCCUCGGCCGAUGGUUCUCCGACAAGAGGUUUUCAGCGAUACUCCUAAUGAGGAGGGUCGGUAUUAUGUUCGAAUUUGGAAAGGAGUGCCAUACUACGUGCAACCCACCGUCUGGAACCGCUGGGGUCCAGCGGCGUGGUUGACGUGGGCCCUAGGCCUUCCACUUCCCGGCGAUGAUGGCGAAACCUACUACCCCGGGGGCUUUGAUGUAGCCAAUUUGGGACCGAGGUACUUCGAAGGAAAGGGACGAAAGUCCGUAGGUGAGUGUGUAGAUGUAUUGGAAAAGGAACACAGGGGACAGUGUCCCUUUGGCAGUAACAGUAACCAGUCAAAGUUACAUUUUCGUGGCCAGUUCUAG
Aspergillus luchuensis is the source of this 1317-nucleotide messenger RNA. RefSeq lists its product as uncharacterized. Gene Ontology annotation, molecular function: oxidoreductase activity. The record is from RefSeq and is a predicted model, not a curated record. The coding region runs from base 1 to 1317 and encodes 438 amino acids. The transcript has 3 exons. NCBI's taxonomy places the organism in Eukaryota, Fungi, Ascomycota, Eurotiomycetes, Eurotiales, Aspergillaceae.